UUACCCUAAUGUCCUUAAUGUCCCUAAUAGCCCUAAUAGCUUUAAUAGCCCUAAUGUCCCUAAUUUCUAUAAUGUCCCUAAUGGCUUUAAUAGCCCUAAUAGCCCUAAUAGCCCUAAUGUCCCUAAUUUCUAUAAUGUCCCUAAUAGCCCUAAUAGCCCUAAUGGCUUUAAUAGCCCUAAUGUCCCUAAUUUCUAUAAUAUCCCUAAUAGCUUUAAUAGCCCUAAUAGCCCUAAUGGCCCUUAUGUCCCUGAUUUCUGUAAUAUCCCUAAUAGCUUUAAUAGCCCUAAUAGCUUUAAUAGCCCUAAUAGCCCUAAUAGUCCUAAUGUCCCUAAUUUCUAUAAUAUCCCUAAUGGCUUUAAUAGCCUUAAUGGCCCUAAUGUCCUUGAUUUCUAUAAUAUUCUUAAUAGCUUUAAUAGCCCUAAUAGCCCUGUUUUUCUAACUAUAAAGAUAGACCUUUUGUUAAAGCUAUAG
This is a messenger RNA of Colletotrichum navitas, 472 nucleotides long. RefSeq lists its product as uncharacterized. Lineage: Eukaryota; Fungi; Ascomycota; Sordariomycetes; Glomerellales; Glomerellaceae. The record is from RefSeq and is a predicted model, not a curated record. The annotation marks the transcript as partial. The transcript has a single exon.